AUGCAGAGGGCACUCAUAUUUUUCUUCCUCUUUUUGUAUAUUAUAUGCGCCAGCGGACUACAACCAAGAAAUGAGCAGGCCAUGAACGUUUCCCCGAUCACACCCCGCGAUGUCUCAACUUCAAGCAAAACGACAUCUACUACCACAUCGGCCCCCUUAUAUCUCCCUGUCACAACAGUGGAGCCUGAUCCCCUCGGUAUGGCUAAUAUAAGUGGCCUCUACGGUCCAGGGUCUUGGGCAGGAUGGUUCCUAACGCUUGUGGCAUCCUGGAUUCGAAUCAUCCGCGUCUCGGAAGAGAAAGUCGACCCAAACACCGUCGCCUUCCUUUUUUGGACAAAUUGGGCCGCUGUUGAUGUCUGGCGAGGUGUUAAAACCACGCUCGACAUUCCACGAGAUGCACCCGAUUAUGAUGGUCGGGUCAAAAGUGGCUUAGGAUCUCUAGGCGCUGCGCUUAACUUUACGUUUUGGGGCACAUUUCACGCGCAGAUUCAGCUUUUGAUUUUGAUCAUCGUCUUUGGCUCAUCUGAAGACCAAGAUAGACGCUUGUUAGCUCAUACGAUCGGACUGGUUUUACCUUUAACAACUCUACUGGUUUGUUUCUGGUUAAAUCCCGAUACUCUCGAUACACCGGCAUUGUACUGGUAUGGAAUGGAAAGCUUCACACACGAGGAUUUGCUCCGUUACGCCAGUUAUACGGGAUAUUCAAGCAUACCAAUCGUCAUUUGGUUGGUCUAUAUCACGAUGCCUGCAGUAUUGCCCAAACGCGCUAUGGAUUUGAUAAAUCUCACGAUUGAAUGGGUGGAGACAACAGAUAGGCUUCACAAUUUAGUCGGAAUAUUUGGAAUUUUAUCCAUCAUCACAUUCGUUAUCUCAAUCGCUAUGGUAAGCUCUACAGGUAGCGUUAAUUGGAUGUUUGGAAUUUUGCCCGUCGGUGUCUUUUUAUUUAUCUUCCAAUUUGGUUUAAAUUUCUCGAGGACGGUUCCAAUGUUAUGCCUAAUGUCGGUUUUAAACGCCGGGUGGUACUUAUUUAUUAUUGGGACGUAUGCUAUAGUAUAUGUGUCCAAAGCCUACCUGAGCGGAAGUGUGGAGCGUUCAAAAUCGUGUUUCUUUAUGCCGUGUGCUCCGCAGUCGAUCACAGACGAAGACCAGUUGCAGCCUCUGGUUGUAGGUCUAGCGCUACUUCUUGGGUUCGACUUACUCCCGGUUAUUUGGAGGAAAGUCAAAGCACGGUAUGCAGAGCGGAAAGAGUUUGUCCGGGAUACAGAAAGGCGGGUGGCGGAGCUUCAAAUGAGACGACGUCUAUGA
Penicillium malachiteum is the source of this 1305-nucleotide messenger RNA. RefSeq lists its product as uncharacterized. Bases 1 to 1305 code for a protein of 434 amino acids. The transcript has a single exon. The record is from RefSeq and is a predicted model, not a curated record. NCBI's taxonomy places the organism in Eukaryota, Fungi, Ascomycota, Eurotiomycetes, Eurotiales, Aspergillaceae.